Molecule: messenger RNA, 1001 nt
Organism: Caenorhabditis sp. 36 PRJEB53466
Lineage: Eukaryota; Metazoa; Nematoda; Chromadorea; Rhabditida; Rhabditidae
Source: the annotation of a GenBank genome assembly
AUGGAAACUGUCCAGUUUCUGAUGAGCUAUGCGUCGCAAAUCGCUUGGUUGCUCGUGAAUCAAAACAGUAAGCUUGAGGAUUGAAGACAGAAAUAAAUUGAAUAUCUUGCUGUGUCCCUCUUGAUUGCCGUGUUCGUUUUCGUCAACUGCAGCAAAUUACUAGGUCGAAAUUCAAAGAAAGAUGAGAAAAAGUCGAUACAGAAACCACCGAGGGUAUCCGGAACGCAGAAAGCACAGGCUCCGGUAACGAAUAAAGGCACCACGAAGACUACCGCGUCAGCUGACGAUGCUAACGAUCCUCCGGAGAAGAAGAAGACGACGUCGGCGGAUGCGGAAACGAAGUCAAAUGAGAAGGAAGGAGGCGAGGAGAAGAAGAAGAAACAGAAAGAAGCAACGGAAACUGCAACGAAGACGAAAGAUGAUGGACUAGACCCGAACGAUGCGACGAAGGACGUCACGAAGGACGAGAAAGGUAAGAUUGAUGAAUUCAGGCGUAGUGUUAUAGUUCAGUUUCAGCUGAGGUACAUGAAAACACUCUUCGGAUCGAGAUGGUCGACGAUGACCACACGAAGACAUCGGGAACAGUCGACGCUUCGGCCUGUUUCGACGCGCACGACAUUAAUGGAGUGGACCAGGCUGGAAACGACGUUGAUGAUGCGAAGCUUGCUAAGAAGUCGUCGAAACACGCGAGGAACGCGAAGAAGAUUGGAUCACAGAAGAAGAAGGCACCGGCAGGGAAGAAGAAGAAAAAGAACACGACCGAGGACGGUGCGGACGGCAAGAAGAAGAAGAAGGACGGCACGCAAGAGAGCGUCGAUUGUGACGAGAAGAAGAAGAAGGAGAAGACGAUUGUGGAUCGGUCAGACAAGAAGGAACCGUCGCCGAACUCGAAGGGGCCAAAGUCGGGAAAUGCUGGAGGCGGAGACAAGAUGGAAACUAUGGUGGAGGACGAUGGAGGGAAGCAGCUGCCGGAGUACAAGACUCAAGAAUUUUCUCAGUAG